This is a messenger RNA of Heterotrigona itama, 3567 nucleotides long. The record is from the annotation of a GenBank genome assembly. NCBI's taxonomy places the organism in Eukaryota, Metazoa, Arthropoda, Insecta, Hymenoptera, Apidae.
UAUAAAUACAAUUUAUAGUCUUUUAAUUGACAAAAGAAACGGUGUAAUCAAUUUGUUCUUUGUUACAGAUAAAAAAGAAAAAGAAAAGAAAACAGCAAAUAUCCAGUUUCAGAAGAGAUUAGCAUAAUCACCACGACAGAUGAAACAGCAAAGUACCUACGUUAUAUUCUACAUUCCGCGUCAUUGAAGUGCACAAACUGAUUCACGAUGAGCCUCGUUUACGCGAUAAUCGUUCUAUUCGUUUCCAUCGUCGUAUAUAUUUUCCAUGCAAAUCGGAAGGCGCGUCGUUUACCACCUGGUCCUUGGCAACUUCCGAUCGUCGGAUAUCUUCCAUGGAUCGAUCCAGAAAAACCACACGAAACUCUAACGAAAUUGGCUAAAGUUUAUGGCCCUGUAUACGGAUUUCACAUGGGCUCCGUUUACACCGUGAUACUGUCGGAUCCUCAAAUAAUAAAGCAAACGUUCGCAAAGGAUGCGUUGAGCAGCAGAGCGCCUUUGUACCUCACACACGGAAUCAUGGAAGGAUAUGGAUUGGUUUGCGCGGAGGGAGAACGAUGGAAGGAUCAGAGAAAAUUUGUUAGCAACUGUUUGCGAAACUUUGGGAUGGUGAAGCACGAAGGACCAAAACGAGAGAAAAUGCAGAAACGAAUAUUGGAUGCAGCAGACGAAUGUGUAUCGAUACUAAAAAGACGCGGAGCAGAUGGACCAAUCGAUCCAUUAGAUACGCUUCAUCACUGUAUGGGCAAUCUCGUUAAUAGCAUCGUGUUUGGGAAAACGUACGGGGAAGAUGAACAAGUCUGGAAAUGGCUGAGACAUUUGCAGGAAGAAGGAGUGAAGCAGAUUGGCGUCGCUGGGCCACUCAAUUUUUUACCUUUUCUCAGAUUCUUGCCACGAUACGGGAGAAUAAUACGAUCUAUCGUCGAUGGAAAGGAGAAAACGCACGAAGUAUAUCGGCAGAUACUCGUCGAGCAUCGUGCACGAAUCAAGGAAUCAGAAAAUACGGAUAAAAUUGACAGCUUUCUGGCGGCAUUCGACGAACAAAUGAGAAAAAGGAACGCUGUGGAAUCUGGCUUUUUUACGGAACCUCAACUGUACCAUUUAUUGGCGGAUCUUUAUGGUGCUGGAGUUGAUACCACUUUGACCACCCUUCGUUGGUUCCUCUUAUUCAUGGCUGCCUAUCCCGCGGAGCAGGACAAAAUACAAUCGGAGAUGGAUCUGUAUACAAAAGAAGGAGCUCAACUAACUUUGGAGGAUAGAAUCGUCAUGCCUCGUCUCGAGGCUGCUAUCGCCGAGGUGCAAAGGAUAAGAAGUGUUACGCCACUCGGUUUUCCUCGUGGAACAUCAGAGGAUACGCGAAUAGGUGAUUACGAUGUGCCACGCGGUGCCAUGAUCGUGCCGAUGCAGUGGGCUGUUCACACCGAUUCUGCUUACUGGCAAGAUCCUCUCGAAUUUCGACCCGACAGAUUCCUAACCGAUGAUGGAAGUUUCUUCAAACCGGAAUCGUUUCUCCCAUUUCAAAGUGGAAAACGCGUUUGCGUGGGAGAGGAACUCGCUAGGAUGAUACUGUUCCUGUUCGCCGGGAGGAUACUGCGCGCGUUCACUAUAUCCGUACCAGCGAACGAAGUCGUCGAUCUCGAAGGCGAGUGUGGCAUCACGCUUGUACCGAAGCCACAUCGUUUGAUGUUCGUUCCACGAACAUCAAUAAGAGAUGGAAAUUGUCACUCUUAUUAUUAAUCAGAUUGCGGAUCAUUGAAAGAGAAUUCUUUAUUCUCACGAAUACAAUUAAAGCAAAAUUUUGAUCCCGUUGCUAAAUAUUACAGCAAGUAUGUUCUACUUCCUCGGUAUGUUACAUGAUUUCGCAUAUUAUGCAAAACAAACAAUUUAAACGUAUAACUCAUAAACGCGGAAAAUACUAUCGGUCUCAUAGUUCAUAGUUUUGUAUUUUUGCAAAUAUGAUUAAAGAGGAUGGAAAUUUAUUUCGUCUAAUAAAUAUUAAUAAUAUUGAAAUACUCUGCUUUGAAUCAUUCACAGAUUUUCCAUCGAUUCUGCAGAUUCUUGAUCACUCUUAAAUCUGCUACAUUCCUUAAGCAAGAAGUAAAAUAUAAAAAACAUGAAACACAAAUUUGUUUCAUCUAAUGAAUAUUUUAUCUCAUAGAUUCUAUAUCACAGACUAUUACACACCUGUACUCUAUAGAUCUUUGUAUCCUCAAAUCUGUUAUAGGCGUUUUAUUCUUCCUUUUUUUUUUUCUUUUUUUUUUUUUUCUUUUCACGAGAAUGAACGCUUUUUAUAAUUAACCUGUUCGAAAGAUCGAUCGUUUAGAAAGUUUUCGUCCAACGGAUAAACGACGGGACUCUUUCGUUUCUCCUUUUCUCAAUCCCGUUCUCCUCCCUACCCCCUUUGUUGCUGUUCGCUCCUUUUUUGUAUCCGUCUUUUUUCUUAAAUACCUGUUCCUUCGUCUUGUUCCAGCUGUAUAUCGGUUGUUAUCCCAAAGCCCAGCUUCCGCCCACAUUCUCCUUCCACCUUCUCCAAUCUUUUAAUCUUCCCCUCGGCGGGUGUAUUUCUGACUUGAAAACUGUACAAAAUCGAUCCCUCGUAAAAGGCAUCUUUCUUCUUCUUCUUCUUCUUCUUCUCCUUUGUCGUCAUCAAAUCGCGGAUUUUUAUGCGGAUUUGUAUCUUUAGAAAUACAGAUUGAAGAAACGGUGGAUAGAAAAUUUUUUUUUCGUAGCAAAUAUUAUACAGAGUAACAUUCAAUAUUUUGUGUCUCUCUCUUUCAAAAAUUGAUAAAAAAUUGUCUUACGCAGCAAAUAUCUUGGAUAUUUUAUACGUAGAAUUUCAUAUUUAUUUGUUCUUUCUCUUCGUUGAUUUUUGUGUAAAUUCGUGCUUUUUUAAAAUACAAUUGAAGAAAUAGUAUCUGGAUAAUAUAAGAAUAAUUGUACUUUAACUUCUUUUAUAGCUUUAUAGCUUGUAACUUUUUUUUUUACUAUUAUUUUUUAUUUUUUAUUAUGGUCACUUUGUACAAUUUUGUGUUCCUUUCUUCUUCGUCAUCGUUAAAUUUUUAUCGGAUUUUUAUGCAUUCGUUUUCUUUUCCAGAAAUGUAAUAGUAAAAACAGUAUUUAGAUAGAAAAUUGCUUUACCUUUACCAAAUAUAUUUUUAUAUCUCAAAAUUUCUUAUAAAUGCAUGAAAAUCCACAAAAUUUCUAUCUUCUUUCUUUAUUUCUUUUUCUGUCUCUCUCUCUCUCUCUCUCUUUUUAACGAGACAGUGUUUCGAGUACAGCUGGAAAAAAAUACGAAAUGACUAUCCUACGGAGAAGGAAGAGCGAAAAGGAGGGAAGGUCAUCGACUCCUGAAUCGAACGGACGAGUAAAAACGAAUAAUGUAAUUUUCUUAAUUUCCAACAACAUCACAAACACAAUCAUAUUCGCCCUUUUCGAUCGUGAGUACAUACAUGUAUCCACAUGUAUCCGCAUCAUUGAUUUCCAUGGAGAUACAAAACAUCGAUUUAUUUCGUGCGAAGAGGAGGCACGCGCAAUUAUUAAUAAUUAAAAUUACUUGUAGGCUCGAUCUGA